This is a messenger RNA of Vicia faba (fava bean), 1659 nucleotides long. The record is from the annotation of a GenBank genome assembly. Lineage: Eukaryota; Viridiplantae; Streptophyta; Magnoliopsida; Fabales; Fabaceae.
AUGAUUAAAUUAAUCGGAAGAAAAUCAAAUUGGGUAUCCUCCAAUUUUCUGUCAAGAAGAGGAUUGUGUUUGGGAGCCCUUCCUAAUGGCUCCGCCAUGGAGCACUUGAUCACUCAGCUCCAAUCUCACGUCCAUAACGUCCUUGCCGGUGGUGGACCACAAGCUGUCAAAAGGAACAGUAGCAGAAACAAACUUCUUCCCAGAGAAAGAAUCGAUCGCAUCCUUGAUCCCGGUUCUUCGUUCCUUGAACUCUCACAGCUUGCAGGACAUGAGUUGUAUGAAGAGCCUUUGCCAUCUGGUGGGGUUGUGACUGGGAUAGGUCCGGUUCAUGGCAGACUUUGUAUGUUUGUGGCGAAUGAUCCCACUGUUAAAGGAGGGACUUAUUAUCCUAUUACUGUUAAGAAACAUCUCAGGGCACAGGAGAUUGCUGCUCAAUGCAAUUUGCCAUGCGUGUAUCUCGUUGACAGUGGCGGUGCUUUCCUUCCCAAGCAGGCUGAUGUGUUUCCGGAUAGGGAGAAUUUUGGUAGAAUAUUCUAUAAUCAGGCUAUAAUGUCUGCUCAGGGGAUUCCGCAAAUUGCUUUGGUGUUAGGUUCUUGCACUGCUGGUGGUGCUUAUAUACCUGCUAUGGCCGAUGAAAGCGUGAUGGUCAAGGGUAAUGGCACUAUUUUUUUAGCAGGGCCACCUCUUGUUAAGGCUGCCACUGGCGAAGAAGUCUCUGCUGAGGAUUUAGGAGGUGCUGCUGUCCACUGCAAGACAUCGGGUGUUUCAGACUAUUUUGCUCAAGAUGAGCUUCAUGCACUUGCACUUGGGAGGGACAUUGUUAAGAAUUUGCAUAUGGCUGGGAAAGAUGUCUCGACAAAUGGAUUACAAAAUAUGAAUUAUGAAUAUAAAGAGCCACUAUAUGAUGUCAAUGAACUUCGAUCUAUUGCUCCCGUUGAUCUUAAGCAGCAGUUUGAUAUCAGAGAAGUGAUUUCUCGCAUUGUUGACGGAAGUGAAUUUGACGAAUUCAAGAAACUGUAUGGCACUACUCUUGUAACAGGUUUUGCUAGGAUUUACGGACAGCCUGUAGGAAUUAUCGGAAACAAUGGGAUUUUAUUUAAUGAAUCUGCUCUGAAAGGGGCUCAUUUCAUUGAAUUGUGUACUCAACGUAACAUUCCCAUGGUCUUUCUUCAAAACAUCACUGGAUUCAUGGUGGGGUCAAGAUCCGAGGCAAAUGGCAUAGCAAAGUCUGGUGCGAAAAUGGUGAUGGCUGUAUCUUGCGCAAAGGUACCUAAAAUCACUAUAAUUGUUGGUGGAAGCUUUGGUGCCGGAAACUAUGCAAUGUGUGGCCGUGCCUAUAGUCCAAACUUCAUGUUCCUUUGGCCUAAUGCGAGAAUAUCAGUGAUGGGUGGUGCUCAGGCUGCUGGUGUUCUGGCACAAGUAGAGAAAGGCAGUAAGAAAAAGCAAGGAAUUCAGUGGAACAAGGACGAGGAAGAAAAGUUCAAAACAAAAGUAGUUGAGGCGUAUGAGAGAGAAGGAAGUCCUUAUUACUCAACGGCGAGGCUUUGGGAUGAUGGAAUUGUUGAUCCAGCUGAUACAAGAAAAAUAAUUGGUCUAUGUGUUUCAGCUUCCCUGAACCGUCCCACAGGAAAUACCAAAUAUGGUGUAUUUAGAAUGUGA